Messenger RNA from Diospyros lotus (date-plum), 1576 nucleotides. Its product is annotated as WAT1-related protein At5g64700. The record is from RefSeq and is a predicted model, not a curated record. Gene Ontology annotation, cellular component: plasma membrane. The transcript has 7 exons. Gene Ontology annotation, molecular function: transmembrane transporter activity. The coding region runs from base 222 to 1412 and encodes 396 amino acids. NCBI's taxonomy places the organism in Eukaryota, Viridiplantae, Streptophyta, Magnoliopsida, Ericales, Ebenaceae.
UAUUUAUGUGUGUGCGCGAGUGUGUAUAUAUAUAGAAGCUCUUUGUAGUACUAGUAUCAGCAGCUGUAUCUGAUUGAUUAUACAGCGCUAGCUCGGAGCUAGCUAGCUAGCCAGCCAACUGAAGAGCUGCUACUGGUAUAUAUAUAUAUAGGCCUGGGUGGGUGAAGCUUAAUUUGGUCACAGUUUGAACUAAGCAAGAGCGAGCGAGCGAGCGAGCGUAGAUGAAUUACAAGAAGAAGAUGGAGGGGGAUUCAUCAAAGAAGGCCUAUUUGGCGGCUAUUCUGAUACAACUGAUAUAUGCGGGCAUGUUCUUGCUCUCCAAGGCUGCAUUUGAUGUAGGCAUGAACACUUAUAUCUUUGUUUUCUACAGGCAGGCUGCUGCCACUGUUUUCCUUCUUCCUCUCGCCUUCUUCUUCGAAUGGAAAAGUGCACCACCGCUUUCAUUUGCAACCUUCUUGAAGAUAUUCAUGCUUUCCCUUUUUGGGAUUACCUUGAGCUUGAACUUGUAUGGCGUUGCUCUCAUUUAUACAUCUGCAAGUCUGGCUGCUGCAACUACCAACUGCCUUCCAGUCAUUACUUUCUUUCUGGCACUCUUGCUCAGGAUGGAGAGAGUGAAAGUGAGGACAGCAGCUGGAAUAGCGAAAGUGAUAGGGAUUGCAAUUUGCAUAAGUGGUGCCACUGUCAUCGCCUUCUACAAGGGACCUCCCAUCAAACUCCUCUUACCGCCUCACCACCUCUUCCUUCACUCUGCUGCUGCUGCUACUACUGAUCAGACUUCUUCUUCUACCUUUACUUGGAUUAAAGGCUGUUUCCUCAUGCUCACUGGCAACACCUUUUGGGGUCUAUGGCUUGUAUUCCAGGCAAGAGUAAUGAAAAGCUACCCGGCAAAGCUAGUGUCCACAACUCUGCAGUGCCUGCUGAGCACAAUUCAGUCAUUUUUGGUUGCUGUUGCUGUGGAGAGAGACCCCAAUCAAUGGAAGCUGCAAUGGAAUGUCAGACUCUUAUCAGUGGUUUAUUGUGGCAUUGUGGUGACUGGGAUCACAUAUUAUCUACAAGCAUGGGUGAUCGAGAAGAAGGGGCCAGUGUUCAUAGCCAUGUCAACCCCAUUGGCUCUGCUCUUCACAAUGUUGAGCUCCAGUCUCCUCUUAGGCGAGAUCAUCAGCUUGGGAAGUGUAUUAGGAGGGAUGUUGUUGGUUGGAGGACUUUACAGUGUUCUGUGGGGGAAGAGUAGAGAGCAUGAUGAUGAAGUAAAGAAGCAGCUGCAGCUGCAGCUGGUUGCCAUCACCACCAUCACCCAGCCAGAAGAAUUAUGCGCAACUGACGAUGAAAAUGGCACGAAGGAAUUAGAAGCAGCAGCAUCACCACCACCAAUGCCAACCAAAACCAAUACCUUGUCAACUAUUAUUGUAUAGCAUAUAUAUAUAUAUAUAAUUAAUUAAUUGCAUGCCAUCCAUUUUCACACACACACAUAAUUGCCAAAGCAUGGAUUGGCGGGUCAUAUAUAGUUCAUUGUGGUUGAUGUUAACUUCUCUUAUAAUUUGAUAAAAUAAUAAAUUUCACAUCGAAUAUUAUUAAC